UGUUAUUUUGAGCUCGGAUAACCAUGCAUUCAGAUGCAUUUUAUGUCGUAGCGAGUACAAUGACGAAAGAUUUUCUUUUAUAUAACUUUUUCUUUAAUUGAUUUUGCUAUUUAGAUAUGAGUACGAUAACAAUUGAUAAAAAAAUAGGUGGUUCCUACACAUUCUAAUAAUAUUAUUACAAUAUGAUGAAAUAUUUGAAACCAAGAUUAAUAACUUUCGAUGUAACUGGAACAUUAUUAAUGACGAAGUUAGAAGAACAUUAUAUUGAGGUCGGACGUAAAUAUGGUUUAUCAAUCGAACCUCGUCAAUUGGCGCAAAGUUUUAAAUACAAUUUUCGGCGUCUUGCUGUUGAACAUCCCAUAUAUGGAAAAUAUACCGGCCUUGGAUGGGAAAAUUGGUGGAGAACGAUCGUUUACAAUGUAUUUAAAGAUCAAAACAAGAAUAUUCCUUCUGAAACUCUUGACCAGGUUGCAAAUACCUUGAUAGAAUGUUACAGCACAAGUAAAUGCUGGCAUAUGUAUCCAGGGACAAUCGAAUUACUCGAAUGCCUUCGUAAAUACAGAAUUGUUUUAGGAGUGAUAUCCAAUUUUGAUGAGAGAUUGGAACCAAUUCUAAUUGAUCUCAAGAUUAGACCGUUUUUUUCCUUUCUAUUAACAUCAUACAAUUUUGGCAAGGAGAAGCCGGACGUAUCAAUAUUCGUUGAAGCUCUACGAUUAGCAAAUAAAGAUCAAAAAGUAGACAUCGUACCUCAAGAGGCUAUACAUAUAGGCGAUAUGAUAGAUAACGAUUAUCUUGGUGCAAAAAAUGCACAAUGGAAUGCACUUUUAAUCAGUCAUGAACAAAAAUCUAUAAACGAAAGAGAAGUUUGUAAAGAAGAUAUUUUUAUAAAUCUUCAAGAUCUACAAAGGCACUUUGAAAUAUUUUUAAAUAAAAUAAAAGAUCAAGAAAAGGUUUGAAUUAUUAUAAAUAAUAUGAAGAUAAUCUUUUAAGUAGUAGCAUAUUAAUAAAAAUUAAAAAAUUGUUAAAUUUGAUGCAAUGACUUCGUAGUAUAAUUCUGUCAACUAUAGAAGCUUUGUUUAUUUUUAACUUUAUGAUACUGUUAGAUACUAAUAUA
Molecule: messenger RNA, 1114 nt
Organism: Vespa crabro (European hornet)
Lineage: Eukaryota; Metazoa; Arthropoda; Insecta; Hymenoptera; Vespidae
Product: rhythmically expressed gene 2 protein-like
Exons: 3
Coding region: 183-956 (257 amino acids)
Source: RefSeq, a predicted model, not a curated record